GAUAAAUAAAUAAAAUUAUAAAGUUAAACCAUAAUAUUUUAGUUUUGUUGAGAGACUCAAUUAUCAUACACCGGCGCUGAUGCUCUCACACGUUAGCGGCAAGACAAUUUAAAUCGUUAUAUCACAUUGUCUUUCAUCUAAAGAAAGAAUUCUAGUAUUUUCUUGAAAGAAUUCUAGUCUUUUGAACCAAGGUUUCUAGUAUUCCCAAAACAUUUAUUGUUUCCAGAUUAUAUAUUUACUUUUCAAGAUUUGGUAUCAGGCUUUCUUGAAACUUCAGAUUUAUAGAACCAUUACACCUAGGCUCAACUAUUGUUUCCAGAUUAUGUAUUUUAACCGAUUUGAAUAAUAUAUACAAAGUUUAAAAAACUAUAAAAUAUAUAUUUAAUUUUUUAAAAUAUAACAUGUGAUUUUAAAAAAAAUUAAAUUAUAAUUUUUCAAAUUUAAUUUUUCUUUACUUGAUUAUUUGUUAAAAAUAUAAUCAAAUUCACUAUGAAGUUGUAUUCAAUAAAACGUGAUUUGAAUCAAUAUUUAAGCAUCAAAAAAAUAUUAUAUAAAUUUACUAAGGAAGUUAAAAUCAGUAAUUCAAUAGUGCAUAAUUUUAUUUAGAUUUUCAAAUCCAUAUAAAAUCUUUAAAUAAAUAUUCUACUAAAAAGAUCUAAUGUGAUACUAAGCAAUCCUACAAAAUCACCUGAUUUGCUUCAACUACAUACACUUUUUCUUUAUUUUCUUGCAAAUCUAGAUAAACAAGAGGUUACAAGAUUUGUUUCAUUAAUUUACAAUUUUAUGCUUUCAUUUUAUAGCUGUAUAAAUAUAUAGAUUUAUGUAGGUGGAAGUACAUGUAUAUUUCACUCUUUACCCUAUACCAUUCUUCUGUAUUUCAGAAAAACUUAUUUCCAACAUAUAAUUUUAUAUUAUAUUCAAUGGAUAUAAAAGCCUUACAUCUAAAACUUCAAGAGAUGAGACAAUCUUUCUUUAACGAGGGCUACCUCAAUUGUCAGUAUACUCAGAUAGAAGCAUUGGAGAAAGACUCAAGCCCUUAUUUUAUUGUAGAAAUAAUAACUCUCUAUUUCAGAGAUUCCCCCAAUGUUAUUGCUGCUUUGGAGCAUGAAUUGGCGCGGGAGCCAAUAGAGCUACCCAAGAUUACCAAAUGCAUUAAUCGGUUAAAAAGCAGCAGCGCCAGCAUCGGUGCCAUCAAAAUUAACAAUGAACUUGAGAAGGCAAACAUACUUCUCCAAGCUGGCAAUGUAGAAGGAAUGAAAGAAGCAGUGCGUCGUAUUAAGAAGGAGCACAGUGAACUCCGCGCAAAGUUUGAGACAUAUUUUCAGUUGAUGAGACGAGCUGGUCCAACAGAACAAGCUGUGAACUCAAGCUAAAGACAUGCAUGUAUAAGCCAUGUAGUUUGGUUUGCACGACAAACAUUCCACCUGUUUCUACCCAAAAAAAUAACAUUCCAACUGUCCAAACCCAACCACUGAUCAAUUCUAGUUAUAAUUAUUGUUAAUUUUAAAAUGUUAUAUUUUUUUCUUAAUAUUAUAUAUGUUACCUUAUGUUCUGAUGCAUAAUAAAAUAAUUAUUUAUUUCUAUUA
Brassica napus (rape) is the source of this 1586-nucleotide messenger RNA. RefSeq names its product pseudo histidine-containing phosphotransfer protein 2. The transcript is spliced from 6 exons. Lineage: Eukaryota; Viridiplantae; Streptophyta; Magnoliopsida; Brassicales; Brassicaceae. Gene Ontology annotation, biological process: phosphorylation; phosphorelay signal transduction system; cytokinin-activated signaling pathway. The record is from RefSeq and is a predicted model, not a curated record. The coding region runs from base 837 to 1373 and encodes 178 amino acids. Gene Ontology annotation, molecular function: protein histidine kinase binding; histidine phosphotransfer kinase activity. Gene Ontology annotation, cellular component: nucleus; cytoplasm.